Messenger RNA from Cynoglossus semilaevis (tongue sole), 309 nucleotides. Its product is annotated as myosin-6-like. Gene Ontology annotation, molecular function: microfilament motor activity; actin filament binding. The transcript has 4 exons. NCBI's taxonomy places the organism in Eukaryota, Metazoa, Chordata, Actinopteri, Pleuronectiformes, Cynoglossidae. Gene Ontology annotation, biological process: muscle filament sliding; sarcomere organization; cardiac muscle contraction. Gene Ontology annotation, cellular component: myosin filament; cytoplasm; myosin II complex. The annotation marks the transcript as partial. The record is from RefSeq and is a predicted model, not a curated record.
CAGCAAGUGGACGAUCUUGAAGGAUCCCUGGAACAAGAGAAGAAAAUACGGAUGGAUCUUGAAAGAGCAAAGCGUAAGCUUGAAGGAGACCUGAAGUUGGCUCACGAGAGUAUCAUGGACCUGGAAAAUGAUAAACAGCAGCUUGAAGAGAGGCUGAAAAAGAAAGAUUUUGAAAUUAGUCAACUGAAUGGCAAAAUAGAAGAUGAACAAGUGAUCAGUGCUCAGCUCCAGAAGAAACUAAAGGAGCUGCAGGCUCGCAUUGAAGAGCUGGAGGAAGAGCUGGAGGCAGAACGAGCUGCCAGGGCUAAA